AUGAAGAUGAGAAGUUAUUCAAAAUCAACUUAUGAGUACACUAAAUUAAGAAAGAGCUUUGGCAGGCAACCUCUGUUUCAAUCAGUUCCUGCUCAUAUAAUAGAUUCUAUAAAUCCAGACUAUGCGCUGCAACAGGAAUAUAUGCUUCGCAAUCCUGUCCACCGGGAGACUCAAGCCACGUUGCCGUUAUCGGAGAAUGAUAGCAACACCAAGCCAAUCAUAACGAAUGAACAAGGCAUAAAUCACACAGAAGGUGGGUGGCCCCGUGAUGUUCAUCUCUAUAACGAAGAUCACCUAGCACGCCAUCGACGCCGAGUGCAACACGAGGAAAAUUAUGUACAAUCAGUAUUAAGCUUAAGACCUCCUAUAGAGCACUUUAUUGAUCAAAACAAUGCAAUCGAUAUGUAUCAAACAUACUUCAAAGAAAUGCAAGCUCAGGCACCAGUCGAAAAGUAUAAAGUCCAAAUAGCUAACAUAUUUAGAGAUCCAUCUCAUCGACCCAUAUCGUGCUUUACAUGGACAAACGAAAAGAAACCAAAAUUAAUCGCAUCUUACUGUCACAAAAAGUAUCCUAUAUAUGAAGACACAAAACAAGAAAACGUAUGCUACGUAUGGGAUUUAAAUAAACAAACUACGCCCAUAUUAAGCUUUUUACCCCAACAUGGUUGUUGGCAAGUUGUAAGUUCUCCAGUAGAAUCUGAUAUCAUAAUAACAGGACUUAACAACGGUAUAGUUAACGUUUUUGAUUUUCGUGUAGGGCCUAAUUCAGUAGGCAGUAGUUCUAUAUAUAACUCUCAUUUUGGUCCAGUUACAGCAUUACUUUACACACAUUCACGAACAAAUACUGAAUUUUUUACUGGUUCUCCAGAUGGGCAAUGCCUUUGGUGGGAUAGUAGAAAUCUUUCUCAACCUAUUGAUCAUUUGCCAAUGUCAGUUAAACAUGGAGCUAAUGAAAAACCAAGUUUGAAUAAUUCAGAAGGUGUUAGUGCCUUACAGUUUGAUCGGGGCUUACCAACAAAAUUUUUAUGCGGUACAGAAUCAGGACUUGUUAUAAAUGCUAAUCGCAUGGGAAGAAGUCAUUCUGAAAUAUUAACUUGUUACUGGGAAUCACACGCGGGACCCGUAAGAGCUGUACAUCGAAGUCCGUGUACUUUAAGGAUGUUUAUCACAUGCGGAGAUUGGAAUGUUCGCAUAUGGAGUGAGGAAGUUCGCACAGCUCCUAUAAUAGUAUCUAAGCCAUAUCGUUACCAAGUUACUGAUGUUGCUUGGGCACCUUUAAGAUAUUCUAGCUACAUGGUCGUAUCUGAAGAUGGCGUAUUUUAUUACUGGGAUCUCCUUCGGAAAUAUAAACAGCCAGUGGCGACUUUACAUAUAUCGAAAUAUGGCCUAACUAAAGUAGUCCCUCACACUGAAGGUAAGUUUAUAGCUGCCGGCGACAACAACGGAUCGUUAUUUUUACUACACUUAUCUGAAAAUAUGACAAUAUCUGGUCCUAAUGAUAAACAACUAAUGCAUCAAACGUAUGAUAGAGAAACGAGACGUGAACAUAUUUUGGACGCCAGAGUUAAAGAACUGCGAUUAAAAGCUCGCACUGAAGCAGAGGCUACAAGUGAAACUAUCGUCGAAGAAUCUACCGAUGACCUCGAAGAGGAAACUGAAAAUUAUUUUAGAUCUGUUCGAGAAGAAAUGAAAAACAUCAGUGGUUCAUUAAGUAUUAGCAAUUUAUCAAAU
This is a messenger RNA of Brenthis ino (lesser marbled fritillary), 1731 nucleotides long. The record is from the annotation of a GenBank genome assembly. NCBI's taxonomy places the organism in Eukaryota, Metazoa, Arthropoda, Insecta, Lepidoptera, Nymphalidae.